Molecule: messenger RNA, 2758 nt
Organism: Bursaphelenchus xylophilus (pine wood nematode)
Lineage: Eukaryota; Metazoa; Nematoda; Chromadorea; Rhabditida; Aphelenchoididae
Source: the annotation of a GenBank genome assembly
AUGACUGGUGUAUUUUACGUCGAUCCUGAGAGCGGAUGUGAUGAACAAGGAGAUGGUUCGAUGAUAAAGCCGGUCAAGAACUUGUUCAAAGCCAUGUUGUUGGCCGGCUCCAACGAAACAAAGUUUAUGGUUGCGACAAGGGAAGAGGAGGGAAAACUCGAAUGGAAAGAGGCGUCCAAAGCAGCUCUAAAGAAGAACGCGAAGAAGGUGGAAGCCGAGAAGAGGAAACUUCAGAAAGCUGUGGAGAAGCAAGCUGUCCAAAACCUUCCCCAUCAGCUCGCCGAAGCCCGUCUUGAGGAGGCCGCGAACAAUCUUCUUGUUCUCGAUGAGACUUUGCCGACGCCAAUAAACGUUAAAUUGCGGGAAGUUGCGGCUCACGUUGGCCAAAGAGUUGUCGUAUCCGCAUGGGUGCAUCGUCUGCGACGACAAGGUAUGUGUCUAGUUGUGUUUUUAUUUCUUUAGGAAAAAACCUCAUGUUCUGGGUGCUGAGAGAUGGUAGUGGACGUGUACAGGCCGUUAUGAAUGAUGCGCUAUGCCGCGCGUACGACGCUUCGCCCGUUCAGACAGAAUCCUCAGUUUCCGUUUAUGGCACUGUCAAGGAGUUGCCGGAGGGAAAAACCGCCGAAGGUGGAGUGGAAUUGGUGGCGGAUUAUUGGUCCUUGAUUGGAAACUCACCACCUGGAGGCGUCGAUCAUGUGCUGAACAUUGAAGCGAACGUUGAUGUCCUGCUCGACAAUCGUCAUCUCGUGAUUCGUGGCGAAAACACUGCCAAGAUUUUGAGGGUUCGAGCUGCUGUCACCCGCGCGAUGAGGGAGCACUUUUAUAGCCGCAAAUACACCGAGGUGUUCCCACCCACCCUGGUUCAGACCCAAGUGGAAGGUGGAUCUACGUUGUUCGGCUUAAAGUUCUUUGAUGAAGAGGCGUACUUAACGCAAUCCUCACAGUUAUAUCUGGAGACCUGUUUGCCGGCAGUCGGCGAUUGCUAUUGUAUUGCCCAGUCUUACAGAGCGGAAAAGUCACGGACAAGACGCCAUUUGUCAGAAUUUUCGCAUGUUGAAGCCGAAUGUCCUUACAUUACUUUUGAGGACCUCCUUCAGAGGGUUGAAGACAUUGUUUGUGACACCGUUGACAGGAUCCUGGACGAUCCUGAAGCCAAGGCCUAUGUGUUGGAAUCGAAUCCAGUAAGGUUGUGGACUCGUAGUUUUAUGCUUUUGUAGAGUUUUGAGAAACCAAAAAGACCGUUUUUGAGGAUGACUUAUGCUGAUGCAAUCAAAUGGUUGAAGGAAAAUGGCGUCAAGAAUGAAGAGGGUAAAGAUUUCGAGUUCGGCGAAGACAUUCCUGAAGGGCCAGAACGCGCAAUGACUGAUAAGAUCAAUCAGGUAUGUUUUCUUUCCUUUGAAUUAGCACAUUGGCACUCCGACUAGAGGGGUUGCUUGAGAAAAAAUUUAUUCAUUUACUGAAAUUUUCGGGAUGCGGCUUCGUUAAGGUUUUAGGUGGUACAGUGGGGGAUCUGAUCCAGUGGCAAAAAACGUGCUGUUUUGCAUCCGGGAAGUAUCAAAAAUGUGACAAAAUGCUUCCCUCUCCAAGUGAAAAAACUUUCAAAAGCGCGCCCGCUAUUUUUGUGAGGGAAAUGGCGCGCCCUUCAAAACGAAGUUUUUCACUUGAAGAUGGAAGCAUUUUGCCACAUUUUUGAUCCUUCCCGGAUGCACAUUGGCACGUUUUUUGCCAUUGGAUUAGGUCCCCCACUUUAUCAAUAAAAAAAUCUGUACAACAAAAGAUUAAAGGCAAAAUUUUACAUCUAUCUCGCGCAUUUAAUAUAAUAAUUGUGAUCCAGGCCGUUCAUGAUAGCCGGUUGGAUGUCUCUCGAAAUGUGGUCGCAAUCACAUACCAGGGAAGUGUACAAACUGACCAUCACCAAUGAGUGAUAUUCACAGUUGGAAAGUGGGUAUUCUGCAAACAUAGAAGGCAGUCUCUAGUACAGGGUGGUCCACUCGAAGUUUCCGUCCUCUUUUUUUUAGAUUUCUCCGCGGAGACUCCGCCGAUUUGCCAAAAUUUUCAAAAACAUAUUUAUGUUUUGUAUUGACCUUUCUUUUUGAAAAAUUAUUUUCGUGCCGAAACCGCUAAAACAUAUAUUUUUGAAAUUCAGCUGGUUGAAAAUGGCGGGUCUCAGCUCCAGAAAAGUCUAAACCUUAGGAAAGAUUUCUCAGCCUCCGCGGAGAAAUCUACAAAAAGAGGACGGAAGCUUCUAGUGGCCCACUCUGUACUUUUUUUCAAGGGCUUUCCAACUGUGUAUUUCACUAACUGAUCCGUUUGUACACUUCCCUAGAAAGUGAUUGCGACCACACUUCGAAGAGAUCCAACGUUUUUUUAUCGCUUCCCGGCUGAAAUUUCUUUACUUCUCUGAUUUCAGCCCAUUUUGUUGAACCGAUUCCCGGCUGGAAUCAAGUCCUUUUACAUGAGUCGUUGCGAAGAAGACCGGGAGUUGACCGAAUCCGUUGACUUGUUGAUUCCUGGAGUCGGCGAAGUUGUUGGUGGGUCGAUGAGGAUUUGGAAGGAAGAAGAAAUACUAUCUGCGUUUUCCAAUGCCGGAAUCGAUCCCAAGAAAUAUUAUUGGUAUGUGGACCAACGUCGCUACGGUGGCUGUCCCCAUGGCGGAUACGGGCUUGGAUUGGAGAGAUUUGUUUGCUGGCUUACAGGCACUGAACAUGUCCGCGAUGUCUGCUUGUAUCCUCGGUUUGUUGGACGUUGUACUCCAUAA